This is a messenger RNA of Paramecium pentaurelia, 1330 nucleotides long. NCBI's taxonomy places the organism in Eukaryota, Ciliophora, Oligohymenophorea, Peniculida, Parameciidae. The record is from the annotation of a GenBank genome assembly.
AUGAAUAGUCAAUAGAUUGUUGCAUAAUUGGAAAAUAAAGUUUAAGAAUGUCUUUAAGGAUUUUAAUAAUAGUUAGAUGUAAGUUAUUAUAGAUAAUCAUUAGUCCUCUUUCAACAGAAUUAAUGAUUUUCUUGAUUAACUUCUUCUUGCUCCUUAUCCAGCUGUUCCUUAGAAUAAUGUUAACUUUUUACUACCUGAAGCUUAAAUAUCUUAACCAUUAAUUCCAACAUUAGCUAAUUUAGUGAUUUAGGAAAUCAAACCUCUAAUCAAUUUAAUUAUUAAUAAAUAAAUUAAAUAAACUCAACCUUAACAAAUACAACAAUAGAAAAUAGAAUAAUCUAUAAUGAUGAACAAUCAUCAAUAAUUCACUUUAAAGCCUUUUACUUAUAAUUUAUUAUAGAAUAAUUCAAUUAAAUAGAAUGAAUAAUGUUAUGCAAUAGCUAUUAAUAAAGAUAAUUCAAUUGUAUUAGCUGGUUGUGAAAGUUAAAUCAAAGUAUUUGAAUUCAAAUAAGAAUAAUUGAAACAAACUCAAUUAUUAAGUGAACAUUCGAGGAAUAUUACAACUUUAAAUUUCAUUAAGAAAUAAAAUCAAUUUAUAUCUGGUGAAUAGGGUGGAUAGAUUAUACUAUGGUCUAUGAAUGAAAAUAGUUAAUGGAUAUCCUAAUAGAAAUUAAAAGAACAUUCUGAUUGUAUUAAUUGUUUAAUAUUUAACAAUAAUGAAGAUGUUAUGAUAACAGGAAGUGAUGAUUAAACAAUUAAAUUUUGGUAAAAGUAAUAGCAAUGGGUAUGUUCAUAAACUAUUACUGAUCAUAAAGCUUAUGUUGCAGGAUUAAGUUUAAAUGACUAAUAGAAUAGAGUGAUAUCUUGUGGAUUAGAUAAAUUAAUAUUAAUAAUAGAAUGGUCAUCAUAGGAUUAAAAAUGGAAUAUCAUAUAAAAGAUAUCAGUUGAAUAGUACGGUUGUAAAUUAUGUUUUAUUAAUGACAAUGUAUUCACAUUUUAACCUUUAGCGAAAGAGUAGAUGCAUGUUUAUGAGAUGAGUAGUACUAAUAAAUAAUACUCAAAAAUAAAAGAAAUUGCUGUUAAAAGUGGUUAUAGUGGUAGUACUUAUUUCUUUCCUUAAUAAUAUAUAAAGUAGAAAUGUUUGGUUGUGAAUAAGAAUGGAUACAAUGUUAAUUUAAUAAGGAACCAAAAUGGUGAUUUUAUAACUCAAUAAUCUAUUGAUUUUGGACAUAAUUCUAUAUAUGGAUAUAUGAGUGAAGAUGGAGAGUAUUUGAUGACUUGGGAUUACAAAUCAAAGGAAAUUUAAAUAAGAAAAUAUUAUUAGAUAUGA